Messenger RNA from Nelumbo nucifera (sacred lotus), 928 nucleotides. RefSeq lists its product as uncharacterized. The record is from RefSeq and is a predicted model, not a curated record. Lineage: Eukaryota; Viridiplantae; Streptophyta; Magnoliopsida; Proteales; Nelumbonaceae.
CUAUUUGGGAUGUCUGGUUUGUAUUGCGACGCAGAACUUGUUAACUCUCUGUAUAGAGUCCUUCCCCUCCAUCGACCAUCAUCUGCUCUCUCUCUCUCUCUCUCUCUCUCGGUCACUGGUUUUAGAAACUAUGACAAGCCAAGCAGCCGUUGCACCAUCAUCGCCCAACAUUUCCACUGAUUGUUGCAUGUGUGGAGAUCAUGGAUUGCCUGACGAGCUUUUCCGAUGCAAAGUUUGUCAGUUCAGAUUUCAGCACAGAUACUGUAGCAAUCUCUACCCAAAAGCCGAGUUGUAUCGAAUCUGCAAUUGGUGUCUUAACAAAGAGGGAGUCAACAUUGAAGCAUCCCAGCAGAAUCCCUCUCUUCCGUAUACCAACAACAGCAGUGAAGAUGAUGAAAAGAACGUGAAGAACAACAUCAGGGAAGAAGCAAUCCAUCCGAAAGUCCAAAGAAGCAGUCUCCAUCUGCAUCCUCACAAUCCCAUGAAGAAACAUAAGUUGCCGGAGAAAUCAUCGGCAGCGCGCAAGAAGAUCGUACCGAGGGGUUGCUUGGACGAAACAUAUAGAAGGACAAAACCAGCUGAGGAGAUAUCGAACACCGUGGUGACAAAGCAAGUGUUUAGAGGUAAGGCUCGAAGGUAUAAGCUCCUGGAUGAAGUCUCUAGUUGAACACAGUUUGAAGUUUCAAACUUGGGCGUGUCUAUCUUGAGUUCUGCAUCUGCAUGCAUGCACAUAGUUCAUAGUUUUUCUUUUUCUUUUCUCCUUUUUCUUCUCACCUAUUCUAUAUAUAAAUAGUCACGACUCUCGAAAGGCUUAAAUACACAUCAAAAGAGUUCAUGUAAAUGGUUGGUUAUCCUAUCGGAAAGCUUGCGGAAAUUUAAGAGGUUGCGGAUGAUGAUCGUUGUUCCUCAUCAGAUAUCUGAUGAGCCA